Messenger RNA from Varanus komodoensis (Komodo dragon), 3812 nucleotides. It is a transcript of the gene LPAR5, whose product is annotated as lysophosphatidic acid receptor 5. The transcript has 4 exons. Gene Ontology annotation, cellular component: membrane. The coding region runs from base 788 to 1906 and encodes 372 amino acids. NCBI's taxonomy places the organism in Eukaryota, Metazoa, Chordata, Lepidosauria, Squamata, Varanidae. The record is from RefSeq and is a predicted model, not a curated record. Gene Ontology annotation, molecular function: G protein-coupled receptor activity. Gene Ontology annotation, biological process: behavioral response to pain; G protein-coupled receptor signaling pathway.
UUUACAUUUAUGAGGUGCCUAGUGUGGCUUAUCAGCUCUUGAAACCAAAGUUCAUGUCUUGUCAGUGCCAAGUUGUAUCACAGAGAGACAAUGGAAACACUGGGUGGAAGAAACAGCAACAGCAAUACUCCUCCAGGGAGAAAUGGAAACCAUCAGAGUGAAUGAAAGCAGUAGUCUGGACGGACCUCUGUGGCUGCUAGAUUCCUGCCUCACCUAUGCAGCUUCCGAUCUGCUGCUGUUGAGCUGGAAUCCCUUCAGUUGUCGUAACUGUUAAGCAGAGGACUCUAGACGCUUGUAACGCCGCCAAAUCUAUGGAAGGACAGAGAAAAAACGGCUAGACUGUGGGUUCUUUGAACUGAUGACAGAUACGGCUAUGGAUCAGAGGCUUCAUUCUAACCCUCAGCUGCUACAGUAAAGCAAAGACCUAACAACAACAAACAGGAAAUGACAUGACAAAGAACAUUAAAACACUGCCAUCCACUCCCUGCAGCCUAGAAGCUUCAACUUUUUCUCUAUAUUCUGCUUUACAUCUGCAAAAGACAGAAGCUGCUUCACAAGUUUAUUAUUCAGUGAUCAAGAAUAGCACAGACACUUAAAUUUUCACAUCUCCUAUGGUUUCCAAAGCCUGGAGGUACAAGUAGGAAUCUAACAGCAGCUGGAUUAAAAAGUGAAUUAAGAAGUGAAGUGAUGCGCACCAGUCAGGAGAUGCAGGAGAUGCCCCUCUCCUUCCUCUGUUUCUCCUCGCAUUCUGGAUGGCACCGCUGAAGCCCUCGAGUGAUUCACAGGCAUGUCAGGGGCCAAUGCUAGUUUCGAGCCAUGCAAGGAUCACAGUGCCAAUCACCGACUGCAUCUGGUUGGGUACAGCCUAAUCUUUACAGCAGGUUUGCUACUCAAUAUUGCUGCACUUUGGAUUUUCCUGAAGUAUCUAAAACUCAAGUCAGUGGUGAGCAUCUACAUGUUCAAUUUGGCUGUGAGUGACUUUCUCUUCACAGUAUCUUUGCCCCUCCGUAUUUACUUCUACUCUGGAGGGGAGUGGCCCUUUGGAACCCUUCUUUGCCAGGUCUCUGGCUCUGUCUUCCAGAUAAACAUGUAUGGUAGCUGCCUCUUCCUAAUGUGCAUCAACCUGGACCGCUUUGUUGCUAUUGUCUAUCCACUACGCUGCCGUCACUUCCGACGCCCCAAGGUGGCCCGGCUGCUGUGCCUUGUCAUCUGGGUGCUUAUCUUGAUCGGCUCCAUUCCAGUUGCUGGUGUCCACAAAACGACUUCUUGUCACAAACAAAAUAAGAACAUCACUCUGUGCUUUGAAAGCUUCAGUAAUGACCUGUGGAAGAAGGGGCUUUUUCCUCUUGUCAUUCUAGCAGAAAUCCUUGGUUUUCUCCUGCCUCUGACCUCUGUGACAUACUGCUCAGUCCGAAUUUUUCAGAAGCUGUGCCAGUCUUCUGGGACGCAGACGCUGCGCCAAAAGAAGACAAUCCGUAUGCUUGUGGUCAACCUGGUCAUCUUUAUUAUCUGCUUUGUACCGUAUAACAUCAUACUGGCAGUGUAUGGAAUGAUGAAAGCCAAUGUGAUCAGGACUACCCCGUUCAUGCGGGAUUCCGUGCGCCAGGCCCUUGUGGUCACGGUGCUGUUGGCCAGUAUGAACUGCACUCUGGACCCCCUGAUCUACUACUUCAACACAGAGGGCUUCCGAAAUACUUUAAAGAAGCUGAGCAAGGGGCAAACGUGGGACUCUGAAAUGGGAACAAUCCAGACUCGGGUAACGGGAAACAAAUCUUACCAGGCGUCACGUGUGAAGCCAGGAGCCAAACAGUUACCAAAUCAGAACUGCAUCCUCCCUUGUGAAGGUUUGCCCUUUGCCCCCUCUAAGGUAUAUUUGAACAACUCCGUUCAAGACUCUGAAAUAUAAUAAUUGUUGAUCUAUUGGACUAGCAACGUUGUGAACUAAUAGACAUUAUUAAAAGUACAUGUGAGGAAUUCUGAAUAGUAAGCAGAGUAAAAAAGAGAUGAAACCGAGAUGUAUCAAGGAUUUUAGAACAAAGAAAAGUGAGAAUGAUUCCAUACUUUUGAAAAGCAUUUCAGACAUUUCAGAAAUUUUGACUUUUUCCCAUCUUUGGAAAUAAUAUGAUCAUAGGAAUGAUAUAGCAAUGCAUGUAUCAUUUCUAUGCCCUGGCAAACUCCCAGUCAUAUACCUUAACCCUCCCCCAAAGAAGGAAAGGUCCAUAUAGCUACAGAUGGUUAGAUAGACCUUUAACUGUAGCGUUGCUGAAAUGCAAAGUACUGAGCAAUGUUCAGACAAUUCCCUUUCCUCAGUACAGUCAUGCAAAAUAGAAGCAGUUCCCUGGCUGCUGUUGUCUAAUGUAUGGAGUGGAGUGGAUGUUGGCUUCCAUUUUUAACCAGAACUAUAAGUUCCAUUAACUGGGGCCUAUACAUUUAAAAUGAAAGAAUUCUUAGAGCAGAGUUCGAACUGAACUGAAAUCCAAUUCUUCCUUUCAAAAACUUCAUUUCUGGUUACCCCAAACUCUCUUCUUUUCAGUAGUGUAAUUUACAGUGAGGGUAAGACUUGUUAGAUACUUGUUAGUACAUCCCAUUCUAUCUUUUGCCCAUCCCUAAGGUGCUUCCAGGCAAGUCUUUGUAUCUUGUAGUCACCCUGCCUUAUUUAUGGAAUUUUACAGUCAUCUUCCCUUAGUGACCCUCUUGGGGUUAUCUACCACCUUCCUUCCUUCCUUCCUUCCUUCCUUCCUUCCUUCCUUCCUUCCUUCAACAAAAAUCUGUUAAGGAGAGGUGGCACAGUGACACUGCACUUUUGAGUGGGAGCCCUAGAAGGUGCUCCACAGCCUAAUGUCACAGGUUUGGGGUUUUCUCCUAUGUUUAUAUGCUCUGUUGUUGUCUUCUUAUGCUCCCCCUUUGAACUUUGCAACCUAUUUAGUUUAGAUACCUGAAACAAGGCCAGCCCCUGGGGGGCAUGUGACAAGUGCCGGAGGCCAUGUGAGCAUGCACGCACCCACACAUAUGUGCAUCCACACCCGUACCCACAGACUGACUCACACCAUCAGGGUCCAGAUCACUGGGAGAAGGAGGUCUUAUUCUCACCCUCUUAAUGUUAUUCUCUUCACAUGCCCUGUUUUCUAGCAUAAGCUGAUACUGCUGGGAAAUUGAUGUGCAGGGAGAGUCUUCGUUCCGGACAGAAUUGGGUUCCCUUAGGCCAGUGUGCAUUUGAUUCUGUGUGCCUGGUGUAGUGGAGGUGGCAGUGCACUGCAAGAUGCCCACCCCCAAACUUAAAAAAAAAAAAAAAAGAGCCGGCCAAAAAACAACCCUCUGCACUAGCAUAUAAGCUUCUGUAUAACCUGAAGUGCCUGACUCAAGCCUAAUCUUGGAGGCUAAGCAGGGCUGAAGUCUGGAUGGGUGACUUAAAUGUUGUGAACCACCCAGAGAGCUUUGGCCAUGGGCGGUAUAGAAAUGCAAUGUGAUUAUGAUGAUGAUUAGGAUGCUUCUAGACCAGGCUGCAGAAUUGCUGUGCUCCAGGCAUUUACAUUUAUGAGGGGUCGAUAGUCAUUCUCCUGAAACCUCCUUGUGUUUUCCCAGUCCUGUGUCCAUUGUUUUACUUAACAUAGAAAGCCGUUAAGGAGGUAAAAAGCAGAAUACUGUAAAAUCUCUGGAAAGGAAAAUGAAUGAUUGAAGCACUGCGGGAGAAACUGUCCAUGGGGAAGCUGGAUGACAAGUUGCAGAUGCUGUUUCUUUUUUGACUGCUGGCCUUGCAUUUACAACUGCAACAUUUUGUGUCCUAAAGACUUUAACCAAAUGUUUUGGCUUUU